AAAAACAGCACAGCAAAUAUCGGAGAAUUUCAUAUUUAAUUAAUUAAUUAAGUAACUAGAAAAAGUGAAAAUACCAUGGUUACUACUGUGCCGUCUCUUUUUGUGCAUAAAGAAUAUUUAAUAAUAACGACUUAAAUAUCGGCCCCAAGUUGGGGUAAAAAUUCAACAUUGUGUUAGUUAUGUAUCUUUAGAACCCUUUUGAGGCAAUACCUUUGCUAGGAAAAAGCUUGUGAUAUAGCAGCAUGUAAAGUGAGACGUGUGUGCGUUCACUGUUUUUGGACACAAUGCACUGCAUACAAUAAUGGCUGAGUGAGGAUUCUGUAUAUUCUUAAUUCAAUGAUAUCUGCCAUACCCUGCUAAGCUUCUCGAGUGACCCAGCGGGGAGCCGUACCAGUGGCACUACGUACAACGGAAGGUUCCGGCCGACCAAGUACGGAGACAAGCCUAGGGAAAGAAGAAGAAAAAUAAAAUCUGCCACACCCAUCUCUUAACUAACCUGCGAUUGCACUCAACUGAAUAAGCGGGUUAAACUGGUCACAUUUGUAAUUAAGGAUGGAAAACUUAAAGAUGGAAGGCCAGAAGUCUUCCAAUACUGAAUAUGUAGUUGUAUGUAAAAUGGAGCGUUUGGAUGGCUUAGACGUCACUACGGAACAGGAAGAUGACAGCAUAGACCUCACCUUUCCCAAAGAUAACUUUUCCAACGCCAUACUAUCUGAUACUCCAGAAUUGGGGGAACAAGCCACAGACCCGUUAAGACCAAUUAAAACAGAAACAACCGUCAAAAUCACCCGUCUUGGCACAGAAGUGAAGUCCGAAAAUGAAGACUCAUCAUCCAGAGGUACUGAGGGGUCGAUGAAAAUAGUGAAAACACAUGUGAAAAUGGAGCGUUUAGGUGAGACAACUUCGAGCUCAGACUCUACCUUACCUGACUCGCCCGCGCCCAAGAAACGUCGUCGCUCAAAACGCGGCACUCGUACCGUCACGGCCCUCGCUUGCGAUUUCUGCGAAUACAAAUGUAAACACCAGAGCGUACUCGCCAUGCAUUUGAGGCGACACACGGGCGAAAAGCCUUUCAUUUGCGACUAUUGCGGCGCCAAAUUUACGCGAAAGCACGACCUAACCAGUCACAUUCGAAGACACACGGGCGAGAAACCCUUCAGAUGCGGCCGCUGUAAUGCUAGGUUUAUAAGGAAAUACGACUUGACAGCGCACACAAAACUGCACACGGGCGAGAAAGCAUUCCCCUGCGAGCGAUGCGAUAGGAAAUUUGCAUGCAAAACUCGUUAUACCGUACACAUGAGAAGUCACACGGGGGAGAAACCUUUUAAAUGCAAUAUAUGUAGAGCUCAAUUCGCUGUGAAGCAGAAUUACGACGGCCAUAUGCGCUCGCACACGGGGGAGAAACCGUUCGCCUGCGAUCGGUGCGACGCUAAGUUUAAACACAAAAAAAGUUUAGUAUUCCACAUGAGGACUCACACGGGGGAAAAACCGUUCACGUGUGACAUGUGCCGGAAAAAAUUUUCAGCUAAGCAAUAUUUGAUCACCCAUAUAAACUCCCAUUCAGGCUUUAAACCUUUUACCUGUAGGCAUUGCGGUACUCGUAAUAAAUCCAAAAAGUGUUUGACCGCUCAUCUGGACAAGUUCCACAGAGGCAAAAAUAAAGUUAAACCAAUUUUGGGUCGUGAAAAAAAAGAUAAACAUUAAAACAAAGUUCCUGUGAUAGAUUUUCGUUUAUCAUUUUAUUAUAGGUAUUUAUGUAUGCAAUUCGUCGGUUAUCUUAGUACCCAUAACACAAGGCUACAAGCUACGCUUACUUUGGGGUUAGUUGUUGAAGUUGGUAAUAUAAUUGUUUAUUAUUUGUUUAAAUGUUUUGCGAAAUUUGUAGAUCAAAUUUCGUUAUCCACAUGAGAACUUACAUUUGUAAAAAACUUAGAUCACGCUGAUAAAUAUAUAAUGGAAAAAGAAUCCUAUUGAUGUUUCAUAAUUUAAAUAAAUGGGCUGUGCUAAGAUCACUGCAGAGAUGCCGAUUAGACUUCCGGUAUAUCGAAGUGUUAAAGUGUUAGUACAAAAUCACCUUAAUGUCAGUUCAUAUACAGGACCAGACUACGAGACCAAUCCAAUAGCAGCGAGGAGUUUGAGAAACUGGUUGCGUUGGAGGACGUCUUUAAGCGUCUGGAUUGGAACGGACUUGGCAUCAACAUCAACGGCGCGUACAUCACUCAACUUCGGUUUGCCGACGAUGUUGUAAUAAUGGCAGAUACUCUGCGAGACCUUAAUACGAUGCUCAAUGACCUCAGUAGUCUCUCAACAAUUGGUCCUUUGCACGAACAUGAGCAAGACAAAGAUUAUGUCCAACGCUCAUGUUCCUCUUUGAGAGCACUGCACUCGAAAUUGUCAACGAAUAGCUUGGCCACACGAUCUAAUUAGAUAGUUCCAAUUUAGAGAAAGAGUUAAAUCCGCCGAAUCCAACUGAUGGACAGCGUCCGUGACAUCUUGUCGACCAAAAUACCUCAGUCCAGUCUUGGAACAAUGAAGGCUAAUAAGAAGGCUCAGAGUCCAGAGCGGGCGAUGGAGAGAGCUAUACUUGGUGUAUCUCUACUUGAUUAAAUCAGCAAUGAGGAGAUCCGUGGAAGAACCAGAGUCACUGACUACUAGCUCGAAGAGUCGCGAAGCUAUAGUGGUAUUUGGUGCGGCAUAUAGCUCGGUGAGCUGAUGGACGUUGGGAUCCCAAAAAAGUUGGAAUGAC
Messenger RNA from Pararge aegeria (speckled wood butterfly), 2746 nucleotides. Its product is annotated as gastrula zinc finger protein XlCGF8.2DB-like. Gene Ontology annotation, biological process: regulation of transcription by RNA polymerase II. Gene Ontology annotation, molecular function: DNA-binding transcription factor activity, RNA polymerase II-specific; RNA polymerase II cis-regulatory region sequence-specific DNA binding. The record is from RefSeq and is a predicted model, not a curated record. NCBI's taxonomy places the organism in Eukaryota, Metazoa, Arthropoda, Insecta, Lepidoptera, Nymphalidae. The transcript has 4 exons. Bases 553 to 1704 code for a protein of 383 amino acids. Gene Ontology annotation, cellular component: nucleus.